ACGCAGCACUUUCCACGGCUUCCACAAGCCCCGCGGCGCCCGGCCCGAGCGCUUAGCCGGGCCGAGACCGCGCCAUGCAGGAAGCGCCAGCCGCGCUGCCCACGGAGCCGGGCCCCAGCUCCGUGCCAGCCUUCCUCGGCAAGCUAUGGGCGCUGGUGGGCGACCCGGGGACCGACCACCUGAUCCGCUGGAGCCCGAGCGGGACCAGUUUCCUCGUAAGCGACCAGAGCCGCUUCGCCAAGGAAGUGCUGCCCCAAUACUUCAAGCACAGCAACAUGGCGAGCUUUGUGCGGCAGCUCAACAUGUACGGUUUUCGGAAGGUGGUGAGCAUCGAGCAGGGCGGCCUGCUCAGGCCGGAGCGCGACCACGUCGAGUUCCAGCACCCGAGCUUCGUACGCGGCCGAGAACAGCUACUGGAACGUGUGCGGCGCAAGGUGCCUGCGCUGCGCACCGACGACGGCCGCUGGCGCCCCGAGGACUUGGGCCGGCUGCUGGGCGAGGUGCAGGCUUUGCGGGGAGUGCAGGAGAGCACCGAGGCGCGGCUGCGGGAACUCAGGCAGCAGAACGAGAUCUUAUGGAGGGAGGUGGUUACUCUGCGGCAGAGCCACGGUCAGCAGCACCGGGUCAUUGGCAAGCUGAUCCAGUGCCUCUUUGGGCCACUUCAGACAGGGUCCAGCAGCGCAGGAGCUAAGAGAAAGCUGUCUCUGAUGCUGGAUGAGGGGGGCUCGUGCCCAACACCGGCCAAAUUCAAUGCCUGUCCUCUACCUGGUGCCCUCGUGCAGGACCCCUACUUUAUCCAGUCGCCCCUCCCAGAGACCACCUUGGGCCUCAGCAGCUCUCACAGGGCCAGGGGCCCUAUCAUCUCUGACAUCCACGAAGACUCUCCAUCCCCUGAUGGGACCAGGCUUUCUCCUUCCAGCAGCAGCAGCAGGAGGGAGAAGGGCCUGGCACUGCUCAAAGAAGAGCCGGCCAGCCCAGGGGGGGAAGGCGAGGCCGGGCUGGCCCUGGCCCCAAACGAGUGUGACUUCUGCGUGACAGCCCCCCCGCCACUGCCGGUGGCUGUGGUGCAGGCCAUCCUGGAAGGGAAAGGGAACUUCAGCCCCGAGGGGCCCAGGAAUGCCCAACAGCCUGAACCAAGGGGUCCCAGGGAGCUACCUGACAGGGGAACUCUGGGCCUGGAGAGGGGGCGGCGGAGCCCAGAGCAUCUGCUACCUCCCAUGCUGCUUCGGGCCCCCCCUGAAAGUGUGGAGCCUGCAGGGCCCCUGGAUGUGCUGGGCCCCAGCCACCAAGGGCGAGAAUGGACCCUGAUGGACUUGGACAUGGAGUUGUCCUUGAUGCAGCCCUUGGGUCCAGAGAGGAGUGAGACUGAGCUGGCGGUCAAGGGGUUAAAUUCUCCGGGGCCAGGGAAGGACUCCACACUUGGGGCACCACUCCUGCUGGAUGUCCAAGCGGCUUUGGGAGGCCCAGCUCUUGGCCUUCCUGGAGCUUUAACCAUUUACAGCACCCCUGAGAGCCGAGCCUCCUACCUAGGCCCAGGGGCCAAUCCCUCCCCCUGAGACCCGCUUUACUCUGAAGCCAGCCUAGCUGAGGGGCUGGCCUGCAGCAGCACGCCCUUCUGGGCUUCCUGGUGCCCCUGGAAGAGGCUGAACGAAGACCCUGCUACUCUGCAGUCCUCCAUUACUGAGCCCUGCACAUAAACUGCAUUUUUUUUUCUGUG
Leptonychotes weddellii (Weddell seal) is the source of this 1717-nucleotide messenger RNA. RefSeq names its product heat shock transcription factor 4 (gene HSF4). Gene Ontology annotation, molecular function: DNA-binding transcription factor activity; sequence-specific DNA binding. Gene Ontology annotation, biological process: regulation of DNA-templated transcription. Lineage: Eukaryota; Metazoa; Chordata; Mammalia; Carnivora; Phocidae. The record is from RefSeq and is a predicted model, not a curated record.